Messenger RNA from Lucilia sericata (common green bottle fly), 4282 nucleotides. Its product is annotated as serine/arginine repetitive matrix protein 2-like. Gene Ontology annotation, molecular function: mRNA binding. The transcript has 8 exons. The annotation marks the transcript as partial. Lineage: Eukaryota; Metazoa; Arthropoda; Insecta; Diptera; Calliphoridae. The record is from RefSeq and is a predicted model, not a curated record.
AGUUCGCGAUACCCAUCAAAUAGCUGAAGCUCAACAAGAAAAAAACGCAAAAUUACGUGAAGCCUUUAAUAUAUCUGAAUAUUUUGUUGAGGGCUCUAGCUUUGAUUCCGAUCGUAAAGCAAAAGAAGAUUUAGCCAAAAGCUUGGCUUUACAAAAAGAGCUGGACGCUCAACGUGAACAAGCCGCCGCUGCGGCGGCAAAUGAAAGAGAAUCAUCUAAGCGUUAUGCAUUAGUGCGUACACCGUCCAUUGAAAGAGAUAUUUCUUCAGGUGGCGUUGGUGGUGGUGAUAAUGAUGAUCAUAUAAAUAAAAAGAAAAAAAAGAAAAGAAUGCGUGAGAGUUCUGCAAGUCCAGAACGAAGAAAAGAUAAAAAGAAGAAGUCGAAGAAACGGAAAAAAGAAAGUAAAUCGAGGAAAUCAAAGAAAUUGCGUAAACGUAAAAAUAGCGGUUCGGAAAGUAAUGUUGAAAAUGAUAAAGAUAGUAUUGUUGAUGACUCGGACUCAGAUAGUGAAGCUGAUAAAAGGAAAAGUCAUAAAAAAUCUAAAAAGGAUAAGAAAAAACGUGAAAAGAAAAGUAAGAAAAAGGAAAGAUCCUCUUCGCCAGACAAAUCAAGAUCAAGAUCCCCUGUAGAUAAACUUACAGAAAUUAAGAAGGAAUCAUUAAAAUAUGAAACUACAAUCGAAAAGACGUCGUCUAGCAAUCCGUUUAGAAGUCGUUCAACAGAGAAAUCCCAUAAACAAAAAGAGACUCAAAGAAGUUAUUACGAAUCCUCACAAGAGAAUAGCAACAGACGAAGUCACACUCGAAAAGAUAAAGAUUUAAGCAAAUGCCGAAGUCACAGUCGUACUGACAAAGACUUAUCCAGACGGCACAGUCGCGGACGUGUUGAAAAAGAAUCAAGACAUGAUCGUCGUCGUGAGGACAUUCGAUAUUCUAGUAUGAAACGUGCAAAUAGCCCUUCAGAUUGUACAAAUCGUGAACGCAAUGAAAUAGAUUACAGUAGUAAUGGUAAAAUUGAUGAAAAUCGUAGAUCUCGAUCACGUCAAAGAACUAGGCGUGUUGAUAUGGCUGAAUGUUUAAGAGACCUUAAACGCAAAUACUCUGAAGAACGUUUAUCAAGAAAGAGGGAUAGUCGUAGCAUAGAAAAACGCAAAAAAUUGUCAUGUUCAUCUUCACCAUCACGUUCAAGAAAAAGUCGAGAUAAUAAGUCUUAUUCUAGAACUUCGCAUAGAGUAUGUUACCAAUCUAGAACACGUUCUAGAACGCCAAGACACAAAUCACCAGACGACGAAAAAUGUGAAGUAAGAAAUGAUAAAUCCAGAUCAAGAUCAUCUAUAAAUGUAAAUGUGCAUAAUAAAUCAUUAACUCCCCCGCCACUAACAUCUAAGAUGGUUGAUUCAAAAGGCCCGGAGAAAACUAAUUAUAAUUUGAAUAAUCAAGGAAAAUCUAACAAAGAUUCGUCUACAUCAAGCCUUAAAGAUACGAAAAAUUAUGGUCGAUCUAGAACUACUUCAUCCUCGUCAUCAAAUUCGGCAUCCUCAACAGAUACGGAAUCAUCUAGGUCAAGGACCCCUUCACCUAUAAAAGAACAAUUAGAAAAACCUUCUGUAUCAAGGAACAUUGAAAUACAUAAAUUGCCAUCUCGAAAAACAAAAUCACCAAGUGUUAGAAGAACACCUUCACCAACUGCAACAAGAUCCAUGUCCAGAUCUAAGUCUAAAAAGCUCGUAAGUGAAAAGAGCACUACAGAAAAACAAAGUCGCAACUCUAGAUCACAAGAAUCGUAUGAAAAAUCAAAAGAAAUGCCAGAAGAGCAUAUAAAACUUACAUCUAGAACUCCACCCCCUUCCAAAGUAGAGAAAAAGGCGUCGAGUCCCAGAUCUUCAAGGGAUUCGUCUGAAUUAAGUUAUUCUCCCGCUAGACGUAAUCCGGAACGAUAUCGUGAUAUUUUAGAAAAUGCUAAAAAUCAAAAAACAGAGAAACGCAAACCAGCUGAUAAGGACGCAGCCAAACCAUCAAAGCUAAGUGAAGAACGUGAAAAAGACCGUAAAGACAAAGGAGGAAGAAGUGAUAGGAAUACAGCGAAGCCGGUAGUACGCUUGCAGUCCCAAAGCGAAGACGAGAGUGAUGCCACAGAACGAAAUGCAGAAAAAAUAUUAGAUGAAUUUCAGGAAUCUAAACGUGAACGAGAACUAAAGGAUUUAAAAAUGUUGGAACAACUUAAAACUGGAAUAGCGGCCAAAGCCAAGGAAAAAAUUAAGACAAUUGAAAAAAUGGCAGCUUUCACUUCGACAAGCUCAUCUUCAAAUACCGGCGGAGAAGUAAGUGAUAAAUCUUAUAAACGUACAAUACGUAACUCGCUUAAUGAUUUUUUGGCUGCAAAUAAUGUGGCCCCCGCCGUGGUGGCUACUUGUUCUUCAACUGCUCAUAGCAGCAUACAGAACUCACCACCCGGAGCUAUUUAUCCACAAACUCUUGAAGAAAUUAAAAAAGAACAGGAGACUAUCCUACCAUUAAACGAAACUUCCAGUUACAUAGAAAACAAUAACAGUAACAGUAAUAAGGACAAUGAAACGCAGGCUAAUUGCAAAAAGUCCCCCGUGGCUGCAAAUGGUCAUGCGAUGCUUUUGAGUCCAAGAGCAAGUCCACUACGUAAUAAUGUUAAUGUAAUAAAUAAAGACAGAGAUCGUAAACGUGAACGUGACCAUCGUGAACGUGAACGAGAAAAAGAUAGGGAUAUAAAACCUACUAGAGAAAAUAAUAAUUUUAUCAAAGAAAGACAUAUGGAAAGAAGACAAAGAUCAUCACCAAAUAUUUAUAUUACUGGUGGAGGUAGUGGUUGCGUCGGUGGCGGAGGUGUGGAUGUUGGUAAUGGUGGUAAUAGACGUAAUAACAGCAAUUUACACCAUAUAAAUCACAGACAGCAACGUUUAAAUGUUAAUUUUUUGGGCAAUACUGGUAGUGUUGGUGCACAUCAUCAUCACCAUCCACAUCCGCAUCAUCAUCACCCAAAUCAUCAAAUAAUAAACAACCAUCAUAAUACUACGUCCUCCUCUUCUACUUAUAUUGCUAAUAACUCUUCUACUAAUCCUCAUAAUUUAAUGUGUAACCAUGCUAACAACUCCACUAAUAUUUUAUUUAAUCGUCCUAGUCGUAUUAACAAUACACCUCUUAUAACCGCAACCCAAUUUAACAAUCAAAUGCUAAGUAAACAAUCAAAUAGUAUUUUAGUAAAUCGUCGCGAUCAUCGUACCGCCUUAAAUUUGGGUUUGAGUGGAACACCCUGUACUAAUUUUUCCAAUAGUAAUUUGUUAUUAACAAAAGCCAAUACUAACCCACAUCAUUUUCAUGCUGCGGCUGUAGGCCAUGGCAUUGGCGGUGGUCAUCAUCAUCAUCAUCACCACCAUCAUCAUCAUCACAGUCAGAAUUCAAGUACGAACAGUGGUGGUAUAAAUCCAACUACUCAAAUAACAGAUCGUAUAUUAAUGGCUGCUUCGAUAGCGGCAGCACAACGUCACAGUUUAGGUGUUGUACACUCCGCUGCAUCGAGUGCGGCUGCAGUGGCUGCUGCUAAUAAUUUAAAUUUUCUACAACAACAAAAUAAAGCCAAACUUGUUAUUAAGCCAUUUAAAAUUAAUGAUUCACAGCCUCUAGUUGCCGCGUUAGCAGAUUCGUCAUUGGUGGAUGCCAUUGUAUCAAAAGUAUCAACGGCGACGGUAGCUGCUGCCGAGAGUGCUGCUAGACGUAGUAGAAGUCGUUCGAGACGUAGUCGCAGUCGCAAUCGUCGUGAAGAUAAAACAAGUGAUGCCUGUAGGAGUAAUAGCGCUGGGGGAGGUGGUGAACGAGAAGAAACUCGUCGACGUUCAACUAGUCAUUCGAGGUCAUCAAGAUCCUCAUCAUCUAGCCGUAGUAGAAGUCGUAGUCACAGUCGUCGAAGCUCACGAUCGCAUUCUUCACAAUCCAGUUCGUCUUCACGAAGUUCAUCGCGUAGUUCAUCUAGCAGUAGUUUUGGUUCUUCGCGUUCUGGUACCCGUUCUCCUUCAAUACCUCGACGUCGUGGGUCUCCUAGUUUCCUGGAUCGUCGCCGUAUUACUAGCAGAUAUUCAUCAAAUCGUGAUCGAAGACAUUAAUUAUUCAAUGAUUUAUUAUCAAUAUGAUUUUGCUUAUAAUAUGUUUUUUUAUAUUUUGAACCAUGAAAUUGCACAAUGUUUUAGAGCAAUUAUGAGUUUUAAUUCAUUAUUAUUUGUAUAAUUAAUAAAUAAAAUAUGCAGUAUAUUUAAAAA